CUCACUCACACCCACUGCGCGCUUACACUGCGUGAGCUUCAUCACACAGACUUAGGAUGGAAACCUUAAUGUCGUUAAAAAUGAGAAACUGCUGCAGUGUCGUGGCUCUGGCUUCGGUCAUCUGUCUCGUCUUUUUCCAAGGAGUGACUUGCGACACUACACUUGAGCCCCAUACCGUGAGGUCAGAAUCUGCUCCCAGCCUUCAGGCUGCACCUGUUCGUGGAGAUAAUCUUCAUCCUACACAAGCAACAAAUAGAUCUGGUGACCAGUUUCCAGUUUACCCCACUAUGCAAGACCAGACCAAAGCACAAAGCACAACAAGCCCUGAGGUUAAACAGGAUGGGACCACCCAGAGCCACAUAUCUACUACAGUGGCAGAGCCUGAAGCACAGCUGGACACAAAAGCUCCUCAGCACAUCACCACCAACCAGCCUGAUGCCAAAGCUAGCAUUAAACAUAUGGAUCAAGUGGUGUGUGUGAAAGAGGCUGCAGUGAGAGGAAAAGAGGCUGUGAGACUGAAGCUGAAGGCCUCCUCCAGCUGUGAGGAGAACAAAGCAAAGAUUCAGAGUGUUCUAGAACAUCUCUGUGGUGACGACAGCAAGCUUGAGAUCUACCAGCAAGACCAUACUGAUGAGAUGAUCAUAUCAGGACAGUGCAUUAAAGAUGAUGCCAAAGGGAUGACUGAAAAGUUCAACAAUGAUAAUAUCAAAGAUAAGGUUGGAGUUGUGGAGGCUGUGCCCGUCUUGGUGAAGCACUCUCGGAUUGUCCUGGUCACUGUCCUGCUUGCCGGUCUGCUACUGGCCGCUCUGCUCAUUGUUGCAUACAUCCUGAAAACCCACCGCACUCAGGCUAAAGGAGUGCGCCUGGCUGAAGAGUCAUUCCAGGUAGAUGAACAGAACCAGGGGAACACUCUACUAUCUGUAGCCCCACUCCCACCUCAAGAACCCCUAGACAAGCCCACCAGUAAUGGCGAGUCUCCAGAGUCACCACCCACCAACGGCCACUCCCCUACCCAAACACCAGUGGCUGAUACUCCGAUGUAAAACCUGGGUCCACCAGCCUAGAAUCUGAUACUGAAUGUGAAGAAUCGUGGUUAUCAGUCACCUCAACUUCCAAAAUAACCAGACAUAAAGGACGAUUGUGAUGAAGAUAUGAAUAAUGAAGAUCCCAAUGAUCAUGAUGGCAAUACGGAAAGUGUAAACUAAACAGUGGAUGUGAAGUUAACAAUACUGUGAAGACAUGACUGAUUGCUUGAGCCAAAGAAGAAAGGCUCAGCUUAAAAAGCUGUCAAUGUUAGCACAGCUAAAAUGUUUUAAAACUCAGAUCUACUGGGAAAAUGUCCAGUAAGUUUUCCUGAACUUCAUAAUAUUACCACUUUUGAAAAAAAGAUGUUUCUCAUUGCUGCAUUUGUACCAUGAUUAGCCCUCCUGAAUUGAAUGCUGAUGCUAUUACUCUGUCAAUGCUCGUAUCAUGGAGGAAAUGCUAGCAGAUGGGUCGAUGCAGGACGGUCAGCCAGGCUGUCACAUUUAUUGAUAAAGACAGCAGCCUUAGAGGUGUUCUUUCAAGCAGGUCAAACUAAUCAAAUUGUAUUAUGGACUGUAUGAGUUAUAAAAAACAUAUUUUGAAAAGCAUGUUGAAAGUAUUAGUUGUAGACUUUAAGAUUUAAGGAAAGUUUGAACAUAGAAUGGAAUUAUGGAAAGAACAACCAACACUUUCACUAAUAGUCCUCUUCUUUUAGCUCCACUGGCAUCAUACUGUAAUGAAGAAAUGGAACAAUAGCAUUUUUGGAAAACGUCCAGGCACUUAAGUUUGCAGUUCUUCACUAUAAGCUUUUGCCAACUGGAAUAUGUGAGAUAUAAUGGAGAAAGGGAUCAGCCAAUUCACUGUUACUUUUGAUGCUAACAACCCACUGCUUUUAUUUACAUAUGCUGGAUCUUUCUCCUAUCUGUUAGCAUUAGAGGGAUAUUUAUAGUUGUAGAAGCUUCAGCUUACAUAAGUUCAAUUUCAGACUGUAUUUUUAUAGUGUUUUACUUGCUUUUAGAGUGCUCUGCUUCCAGACUAAAAGAGUGCUUUGUAUUAAACCAAACAGGGCUAUUGUGAAAGGCAGACAGCAAACAAUUAAGUUAGUAAUUAUCGUCUUUUUUACAUAAUCUAUUUUUGUAUUUGACCUCUUUAUAUUGCUUAUGUGUAAUUGUUUUGGAUGUCGCAUUGUUCAUAAUCUAAACCUCAGUCAUGUGUUAAGUAAUAGGAGGUUUUACAAUAGGAUUCUUGUGAUAUUGUAUGUAUGCGUGUGCAUUCUUUUAUCAUUAGUAUAUCAGCUCUGUAUAAAGCAGGUCUGUAGAACCCCAUUCACAAGACUUUUAUUAUUUCAGCCUGUAAUAUGGGAUCAGGAUUCUGGGUAAGAGCUAUCAGUCUAAGAUGAGAUGUGAAGCAGUCAGAAGGGUAGCAGUUCACACUGAGAAAGAUCAGUGAAUAAGUCAACUGUCAGUUCGCUUCAAGAGGCAAUUGCUGAUGGAGCUCUGAACAAUUAAUUUGGUGUGUCAUAGCAAUUGAGCUAUCCUUGUUUUGUAGCUACUGUUGCAAACAACAACCCUGGCCAAAAUCCUAUUCAAUUUACACAUUGUGGUUGCACACAACGUGUAAAUCUAGGGUAUGUAAUUCAUUUAAAUGCUAUUUCUUAUUAUUUUAAUAGUAUUGAUGUACUGUUUUUCUUGAAACUGAGAAAAAAAAGCAUGGUGGCCUAUUCAUUGUUGUUGUUUCCAACCUGCUUAGUUUUGUUUAGCUACAUCCUUGAAAAAUGUUUCUUUGUUUUCUUUUUUUGUAAAGACAACAUAUAUGCACUGUUAAAGGUACCACAAAAGGAUCUUUACAUGAUGCCAUGGAAGAACCCUUUUUGGUUCCCUAAACAUCCAUUUUUGUAAAUGAGAUAUGUGAGAAUGAAGAACCUUAGUAAACGUUAAAGAACUUCAAAAACCUUCAUACUCACACAUCUCAUUUACAAAAGAGAUUCUUUAGGAAACCAAAGUGGUUCUUCCAUGGCGUCACUCAAAGAACCCUUUGUAGCACCUUUUAUGGAGUGUGUAUAGAACUGUGAACACUCAAACAGCAAAUCUGAAUGCAUAAAAGGUUUAAAAGGUUCUUCUCUGUUGUAUGUAGUUCCUUAAAAAUGGUUCUAUAAUGCAUCUAACAGAUAUAGAACCUUUUCUGGUACUACAUAGAUCCUUUUUUGCUAAGAGUAUACACUGUGAAAAAUGUUUAGUCAGUUCAGCCUAACAAAAAAGUUUCAUGUUGUAACAAGCAGUUUAACUAGUUUUCAGUCAAAUAAAAUUAAAUCACUACUUUGAAAAGAAGCAAAGAAAGAUGAACAAAAGCAACAUUUUUUCGCUGAUCAAAACCACACAAACACUUUAAACAGGUGUGGCGCCACACCUUCAACAGUGAAAACUUAUUGUUUCCAGAAAAAAAACACAACUGGCUGAAUGACAAAAUGCAAUUAUGCCACUGAAUAAAACUACCUUUAAUGUCAUACUAAAAACACGUCUCUAUAAACCUGACGAACAGUGUCGGUGUUAGUUUUGACCCUGCACUUCACUGGGUUCAGCCUCAGAUAGCAAACACCUCUGAAGACCAUCAGGCCGCUUUCAAAGCAGGUUAAUUUUUUAAAGUCGGCACUAAUUUUGCAGGGAAGCAAGCGCUCUGCUAUUCCCACAUUUGCUAACAUAAAAUUAGAAAAUAGAGCUGGUUAUCAUCUAUGUGUAUCACAAUCAGCAGUAUUAAUAAACCUUACUUGAUAUUAGUCUCUUUAUGUUUGGUUUACCAACUGAAUGCAUGUCGCUGAUGUUCGGACCAUUUUCAUGUCGCUGAUGUUUGGACAAAAAUAUGCCCUGUGAUCCAUGUGCCAGAAUCAAACGCAUUUUUGCUAUUGUUUUAUUGCUUGUUGGCCUUUAUUAACAUCAGCUGUGCUGCAAGAAUGAUAAAAGCACUCUUAGUUUAGUGGUAGCAGUAAGAAAUAUUAAUACUAACAUUUAACAAAUCCACAGUGUACUAGCAUAAAUUGUGGCCUAGUGCAUCAGUUCAUGUAUCACAGUAAAGGCAGUUUUACCAGAUCAGUGAGCUGCAGCUCCUCUUACUGAACAUGAACUCAUAAAGAAUUUACUGUUCAGGAAAUGUCGCACCUCCCUGCUAAAAUAGAGAUUCUGAUUGGUUUUACCGCUGUACCAAUAAUUUAAAAAGUGGUGAGUCAAAUGCCCACUCACCCCCCUGGUCCUGGCAGCCCUGACUUUAAAUGAACUGCUCUUACAGUGGAGACCAGCUCAGUAGUAUAAACUGGAAACAUUAUUCAACCAUUUAACAACUUUAAACAAAAUGUGUUACAGUUUCUCUUAGGAUUAAAUGGGAUUUUUGUCAGCGUUCUGUACAGCUUGUCCAACAUGGCACAUUUCUGGGCAGAGCAUGUAUGGACCAUCUAUACCACUGAUGCCACUAAUAUUAUUUCCCACUCUGCAACAGACAUGACUAUAGAAAAACUGAUUUAGAAGAUACAGCAGUGUGAUUUAACUCAAAGUGAAUAAGAAGUACUUGCUUUUGUUUGGCUGAAGUGAAGCAAACUGAAUAGGCCUCUUGAAGACGCUCAGCUCUGUAGACAGUCUAACUCCUUUGUGUACUAUACUAUGUGUCUGUAUUUGGUUUGCUUUGCAGUGUUUGUUUUGAAAAUGUUUUAAUCAUUUACUUCAGAGCUUCCAUUUUUUCAUUUAUGGAAUAAAAACUAAACCCAUUUUCA
Messenger RNA from Colossoma macropomum (tambaqui), 4780 nucleotides. RefSeq lists its product as uncharacterized. The coding region runs from base 57 to 1043 and encodes 328 amino acids. The transcript is spliced from 8 exons. The record is from RefSeq and is a predicted model, not a curated record. Gene Ontology annotation, cellular component: membrane. Lineage: Eukaryota; Metazoa; Chordata; Actinopteri; Characiformes; Serrasalmidae. Gene Ontology annotation, biological process: cell adhesion.